Rosa rugosa (rugosa rose) is the source of this 3124-nucleotide messenger RNA. Its product is annotated as putative disease resistance protein RGA4. Gene Ontology annotation, molecular function: ADP binding; protein binding. Gene Ontology annotation, biological process: defense response to other organism. The transcript has 4 exons. Lineage: Eukaryota; Viridiplantae; Streptophyta; Magnoliopsida; Rosales; Rosaceae. The coding region runs from base 1 to 2709 and encodes 902 amino acids. The record is from RefSeq and is a predicted model, not a curated record.
AUGGCGGCCGAGGCACUCAUUUCCGUGCUUCUUGACCAAUUGGGUUCAAUAACUUAUGAACGCAUGAGAGGAAAGGUGAGAUUGAUUUUGGAUGUAGAGAACGAAGUUGCGGAGUUCACCAGCAAUCUCAAAGCAAUUCAAGCUGUACUUAAGGACGCAGAGAAGAGGCAAGUCAAGGAAGCUGUGGUGCAAGAUUGGUUAGACAAGCUCAAACAAGUGUCGUACGAGAUGGACAACGUGCUUGAUGAGUGGAACACUGAAUCUCUAAAACAACAACUCGAGAACCAAGAAAAUGAAGGUGAGGAAGCUCUUGUUAAUAAGGAGGAAAAGGUGCGUUUCUCUAUUCCCUCUCCUUGCUUUUGCUUUGGCCAAGUCGGUCGGGUUAAAGUUCAUCAUGGCAUUGCUCUGAAAAUAAAACAACUGAAUAGUAGGCUAACUUUGAUUGCUGAGGAAAGGCAGAGGUACCAGUUUCAAUCCACAACAACUGGUGGCAUUGAACAAUUACCUGAACGACCAAAGAGUUCAUCUCAGGUCGAUGUAUCUGAGAUAUUUGGUAGGGAAGAUGAAAAUGAUACCUUGAUUAGCAUGUUGUUGGGCAAGACCACCCUUGCACAACUAGCCUACAACAAUGAAGAUGUCAAAGCCCAUUUUGAGAAGAGAAAGUGGGUUUGUGUCUCAGAUCCUUUUGAUACGAUCAAGAUUGCCAACACCAUCAUUGAUAAGAAUGAUACCCCAACUUCAGAUGAGUUGGAUGCCUUCAUGCAAUCCGUGUCUAAAUCUGUUGAGGGAAAGAGGUUUCUUCUGGUCCUAGAUGACGUGUGGACUGAAGAUGAUACAAAGUGGAAACCAUUAAUGUUAGCUUUAAUGUCUGGUGCUGAAGGCAGUAGAAUAUUAGUGACCACACGAAACGAAGCAGUUGCUCGUAUGAUGAGAGCAAGCACUCAAAUGGUCCAUUUGGAAAAUUUGAGUGAUCAACAUUGUUUCUCAUUAUUCUAUCACCUUGCAUUUUUUAAUAGGGAAAAAGACAAGUCUGAUUUGUUUGAAGCUAUUGGUAAGGAAAUUGUUAAGAAGUGUAAGGGUUCGCCACUUGCUGCAAAGACUUUAGGUAGUCUUAUGUGGAAUAAGAAAACAACGAAAGAAUGGCGUGAUGUUUUGGAUAGUGAAAUAUGGGAUUUAGAAGAGGUUGAGCAGAAAGUUUUUCCUCUGUUAUUACUAAGUUAUUAUGAUUUGACAUCAGAAAUCAAGCGUUGUCUUCUAUUCUGUGCAAGUUUUCCACAAGAUUAUUUGUUCUAUAAAGACACAUUGAUUGAGUUGUGGAUGUCACAGAAUUAUCUCAAUUCAAAAAGAAACAAGGAGAGGAGAACCAUAGGUCAAAACUAUUUUGAUGACUUAGUGGCGCGAUCCUUCUUUCAAGACUUCGAAUAUGAUAAUAAAGGAAAUAUUGAAUUUUGCGAGAUGCAUGAUAUUGUGCAUGAGUUUGUAAAGUUUCUUGCCCGGAAUGAAUCUUGGAUUAUUGAGGCUAAUGGUGCUAACCGAUCAACAGAGCUCUCAAUUGAUAAGGUGUGCCAUUUAUCUCUAGUGUCAGCAGUUGGUCAAUUUUCAGUUCCUAAUUCAUUUCACAAAUGCACAAAUUUGCAAACCCUCGCAACUUUUCAUUCAGAAAUCACAACAAUAGGUGGGGAUUUACUUUUGCAAUUGAAAUGUCUUAGGACGUUAAAUUUGAGUGGUAACGAGGUCCAUGAACUUCCCAAAGAGAUUGGUGAACUGUUACAUUUGAGGUAUAUUGAUUUGUCUUGUAAUCACAGUCUAGAGGAAUUACCUGACACCAUGUGUAAUUUGUUCAAUCUAGAAACCUUGCGCAUUGAGUAUUGCAGAUCACUUACAAAACUGCCCAAGGCUAUGGGAAAGUUGAUGAACUUAAAGCAUCUUUAUGUUGCUGGUUGUUAUUCGCUAAAGUACUUACCGAAAGGGAUUGGGAGAAUAAGAGGUCUACGUAUACUAGAUACGUUCGAUGUUGUCUGUGGUGGUGGUGAUGACGACGACAACAAUGAAAUAUUGAAGUUGGGAGAUCUGGGAAUCUUUGACCUGGUUCAGGGCAAGAUUGUAAUUGCAGAGUUGGGGGAAGUGAUUGAUGCUAGUGAGGCUCAGAAAGCACAACUGGAGAAGAAGAAACACCUCCUUGAUUUGGAAUUACAUUAUCGCGGAGGAGGAGAGGAGCGCCGAGGAAAAAGCGAUGUAGAGGUACCGAAUGCCUUGCAACCACAUCAAAAUUUGGAAGAUUUGAGGAUUUCCUACUAUAAAGGCACCACGGUGUCUCCGAAAUGGUUGAUGUCUUUACACCAUUUGAGAUUUCUUACUCUUGAGUUUUGCCUUAAUUGUGAAUGUUUGCCUCCUCUCGGGAGAUUGCAAUCUCUUGAAGUUCUGAGAAUAGAAGGCAUGAGAGUGGAAAGGGUUGGAAUUGAAUUCUUGGGUAUAGAAGAAACUCAAACAUCACCUGUUACCGCUUUCCCAAAAUUGGAAAAACUCUUCUUUCGGUCGACGUUGGGGUGGAAAGAGUGGGAAGGAGUGCAAGGUUUCAUGGAAGAAGAUUGCCAAGUUACAAUAAUGCCGCAUCUUUCUAACCUACACAUCGAGUCAGCAAGCCUAAAACAACUGCCAGACUUCCUGCAGAAUAGACCACACCUCAAUUUGAAGUGGUUACCAAUUUGAAGGGACGCUCUUCUUUUAGGGUCGCUUUUCUUUUUAAAGACGCGGCCGGUCGUAGAUGCAGAAGGAGCUCUGCCAAUCUAGUCCAACGGUCUCUUCUGGGGCAAGCACCCUUUUGGGUGCUCAAACCACAAUGAAGCAAAAAGGAUCAAUAAGUAGUGUUUUCAAAGGCGAAAUUGAGGCAUGCCCCAGUGUGAGGCCAUUGGAAGUUGCCUCGGAGCGGUGCAACAUGCAGUCUAGGGAUCGUGCUGGCAGAAAAUGCUUCAAGUAGAUGAAGCCCGAUGUAUCAAGGUUGUGAGCUUAAAUUGAGACACAAGAUUCCUAUUUUGUGUUAAAUAUUCAAUUUCAGUCGAUCAAUCCCUCCCUAUGAUGUUCCAUAACAUAGGACCUCUACCAAAUCUCAUCCUCUCUUCUUCUG